This is a messenger RNA of Ctenocephalides felis (cat flea), 2460 nucleotides long. Its product is annotated as cAMP and cAMP-inhibited cGMP 3',5'-cyclic phosphodiesterase 10A-like. NCBI's taxonomy places the organism in Eukaryota, Metazoa, Arthropoda, Insecta, Siphonaptera, Pulicidae. The transcript has 15 exons. The record is from RefSeq and is a predicted model, not a curated record. Bases 1 to 2460 code for a protein of 819 amino acids. Gene Ontology annotation, biological process: signal transduction; negative regulation of receptor guanylyl cyclase signaling pathway. Gene Ontology annotation, molecular function: protein binding; 3',5'-cGMP-stimulated cyclic-nucleotide phosphodiesterase activity.
AUGGGAGACAAAAACCAUUUUGAGCAAAAUGGAAAUAACUCGAGGAAGAAGUCAAAAGAUUCGGAUUCAAAUACUAUGGACGAAAAAAAUGACCAAGGUGCUCCUGUAAAAGGAUACAAAAACAUUAAACCAGAUAAAGAUUUUAAAGGUUUCAAUAUAAUCGAUGAUAAAAAUACCAGGCGCGUGAUUGCACCAUACCUCCAUGUGGUUCGGCGUGGUGAUGUGGCGGUCACCGAGAAGAAAGGCGAAGUUGUGGGAAAAGCGUUCCAAAAGCAUAUCGAUAGAAAACCAAGUGUCUUGAUCAAAGAUUUAUCGAAAUUCCUAUCGGAUACAGUGGAUAUACCAUCUCUACUUCACGAGACAUCGGACGUGCUCAAACACGUAACAAACAGCACAGGCGUCGUUUUGUAUAUGGUGGAUGAAUACAAUAAUGAGAUCUAUCAGAGCCCUAAAUACACUGUUAACUAUGGCAGACACAAGGUGUCCUGGAAGAUAGGCACCGGACGCACAAUAGCGGCCUAUGUGGCAGCCAAAAAGGAAUUUGUAAAAGUAGAUGAUGUACUGGCCGACGAACGGUUCCCGGAGGGCGUGGGGUGGAAAGGACCGACCAUCAAGGCCGUCAUGUGCGUGCCCGUCAUAACGCCGGACGCCGAUUGUUUUGCGGUUAUAGAGCUUUAUAAAGAAACGGAAGAACCUUUUACUCAGAAGGAUCUCGAAACCGUGAUAGCUGUAACCGGUUGGAUGGGCGCGUCUGUUCACCAGAACCAGAGGCGUUUAGCUCUGCAGCGUCAGCAGAAGCUGAACGAAUAUCUUUUAGAGCUAACUACUUGUUAUUUUACACACAACGUAGAAAUUGAGAAAAUGAUCUCCGAAAUUGUGCAAUUCGCCAAAACGACGCUGACAGCGGAGCGCGGUUCAUUUUUCGUGGUGUGUCGAGAUGAGGGCGAUAACUUGGUGGCGGAUCUGUUUGACGAAGGUCUCGAUCAAACUGGAGGAUCGUUGCACAAGAAAAAAAUGAAGAUAAGAUUCAAUAAGGAACGUGACGUUGCGGGCGUCGUGGCGCGCACGGGACAAACCGUCAAUAUUCGUGAUGCGUACGCCGACGCCAGGUACAACGUGGACAGCGACACCAAGACGGGGAACAUAACGCGGUCCGUGCUCUGCACACCCAUCAUGAGUAAGGACACCGUACUAGGUAUUCUCCAAGUCAUAAACAAGAAGAGCAACAAAUAUUUUGACAGAGAGGAUGAAAGUUUGUUUAAAACUUUUGCUGUAUAUUGUUCGCUUGCAUUGCACUACUCAAAAGUAAAUGCAUCAAAGUUGGAAGCGGAGAAAAAAUGCAAUGUAUAUCGAGAUCUGUUAUCUUUCCAUAUGAGACCAACUAUAGCCGAAGUACGUCCAUUUUUAACUCAUCCAUAUCUUAGUGAACCACCAAAUGGUUUUGAUGAAUUCUCCUGGUACGUGUAUCCUGAUCACAUGGCUCAAAUGUCCCAACUGAUGUAUUACAUGAUAGUAUCGAUAUGUGGUGAUCGGUUUCCCGACAUGAACGUCAUGGCCAAUUUCUUAAUUAUGACCCGGAAAUCCUAUCGUGACAAUGCGUAUCAUAACUAUGAGCAUGCAUUUAACGUUACACACUGUAUGUAUGCGAUACUUUUGCGGAAUUCGGAAAUAUUUACGGAUCUUGAGGCUAUGGGUCUAAUAUUUGCUGCUAUAUGCCAUGAUGCUGAUCAUCGAGGAUUUACAAAUAGUUACAUGCAAUUAUCAAAUGAUCCACUAUAUCAGUUGUACGGUGAAGCCACAAUGGAACACCAUCACGUAUUCAUUGCCAUGAUUAUAAUAGAUAUCAGUGGAAUUUUCGAUCAACUUCCCAAAGAACAUUACGUAUAUUUGAAACAAGAAAUAGCCGAAAACAUACUAUCGACCGACCUUCUAUCCCACUUCCGUGCCCGAGCGCGCCUUCUGAACAUUCUAAAAAGCGGGACAUUCGAAUUCGAGAAUCAAAGUCACAAAGUGCUUUUGAAAAGUACGAUGAUGACAUGCUGCGAUCUGUCUGGUAAUUCCAAGCCAUAUAAAUCUGCUAAGAGAGUUUGCGAAAAUCUUAUGAAAGAAUUUUUCAAUCAGGGUGAUAACGAGAAAGAGAUGGGUUUAUCUCCACUUUCAUUAAUGGAUCGUGAUAAGCAGCACAUGAUACCGCAAGAUCAGAUACAGUUUAUUAAUGUUAUUUGUCAACCGGCGAAUGAAUUACUGGCUGCAAUUUUUCCCAACUGCGAAGCGCUCUAUACUCUUGCAAAAACUUUGAUGAAAAAUGAUUCAACGUCAGAAGUUGUACUUUUGAUGUACAUAGAUUUGCAAGAAUCAUGGCGAGAAGUAAUACAACUACGAAAUCAUAGAGUAUGGAAACCUGAUGAUUCGGUGCCUACCAGGAAAAAAGUAGCACUUAAAGGCGACGAUACAUUGUAA